AUGAAGGCAUCGCAGACAUCAGAUGAUACCGAGGAGGAGAAUCCACCUGAUGAUGAGCAUGAGCACAAGCGGCCAACAGCGCCGGAAGGUGUCACCACGCAGCCCCACAGGGCAGGGCUCUCGUUGAGCUGGGCAGAGUACUUUCUGGUGCCUCCGUUCCAGUUUGGUGCAAUGUGCGGAAACGUUAAGGAGCCCUUCUGUGUGUUACCUUCGCGUGCACCCGCAACACGACAUGGGCAUUCUGCAGCAGCCUGGGUGGCGCCCUUGCCGGCCGUGGCCUUGGAAGGACCAGCAGACCUACCAAAGUCUCAAGCCAUUGCAAUCUUGCCGCUCAAGAGACCCAGAAGGUCGCAAACUUCCGCAGGCGCUUCCUCUCCGAUGGAGGUUGAGCCGAUACCACAGGCGACACAGGCUUCAGGCAUAUCUCGGCCAAAGCAGGUGGAGAAUCCGGCCAGUCAGCGGACAUUGAAGUUUUACCCGCAGCCUGGUGAUGAUCGCUCGGCAAGCUCUGUGGACGUCAUCGAGCACGGCUUUGAGGUGCUCAUCGUGAGACGUGCUCCUUCACCAACCCCGAGGUGCCCGUCCGAUGUCCUGCGACCUGUCAUCGAAGAUUCAGGAGAUGUGCCAACUGCAACCAGUGCGCCUCGGUGCUCCAGCAGAGGGCUGGAAGCCGGAGAGACUGGGAAGGCGACUGCAGUCAAGGGCACUUCCAGGGAGGUCCGCCCUGACAGGGAGCCCUUUGACCCUUACAUUUGA
Molecule: messenger RNA, 756 nt
Organism: Symbiodinium necroappetens
Lineage: Eukaryota; Dinophyceae; Suessiales; Symbiodiniaceae
Source: the annotation of a GenBank genome assembly